Molecule: messenger RNA, 802 nt
Organism: Myotis lucifugus (little brown bat)
Lineage: Eukaryota; Metazoa; Chordata; Mammalia; Chiroptera; Vespertilionidae
Gene: FLYWCH2
Product: FLYWCH family member 2
Exons: 3
Coding region: 317-802 (161 amino acids)
Source: RefSeq, a predicted model, not a curated record
CCGCCCACCACCUACUUGCCCCCCAAACAAAAAAGGCCACCUCAUGCUUAUGCCCAGGGCCAUGGUCUUCAGACCAGCCCCGUCCCCGUAAUCUGUCCUUUAUGCUUCUCCAGGCCAGAAGCCAGGGAGCCCUCAGUGACCACAGAUUCUCUGGACAAAUUCACAGCCCUGUCCCCGCCCAGCCGAGGCAGUGGAGCACCAGCUCAAGCACAAGGACAGAGCCCCUGGACUGCCAGGUUCCUUGCCAGGAAUCAGGAGGAGAAAUCCGUCUCCUGGAGCUUGAGUGUGGCCUGGGGGACAGGCCGUUGGUCCCACAAUGCCCCUGCCUGAGCCCAGCGAACAGGAGGGCGAGAGUGUGAAGGCCGGCCAGGAGCCGUCCCCACAGUCCCCCGAGCCGGGCACAGAUGUCGUCCCUUCAGCUCCCAGGAAGCCCAAGCCCAGGAAGUUCUCCAAACUGGUCCUGCUGACAGCGUCCAAAGACAGUGACAAAGUGGCUGCAGCCAAGCGCAGAGGCGUGCACUGCAUCAUGUCCCUGGGGGUGCCCGCCCCCACCACCCUGGCCAAGGCCCUCCUCAAGAUCCAUCCCGAGGCCCAGCGUGCCAUUGAGGCAGCCCCGCCGGAGUCUGAGCAGAAACGCAGGAAGCUGGACACAGGUGAGGCCCUCGUCCCAGCGAGCAAAACCGAGCAAGACCUCCCUGGGGCUGCAAAAAGGAAAAGAAGACGGAAGGCUGGCAGAGGGGCCAGCUCCCAGUCCCACGGAGGGCGGGAGGAGUCCUCUGUGGGGCCCGACGAGGCUCCGUAA